Molecule: messenger RNA, 1716 nt
Organism: Peronospora belbahrii
Lineage: Eukaryota; Oomycota; Peronosporomycetes; Peronosporales; Peronosporaceae
Source: the annotation of a GenBank genome assembly
AUGGGAAAUCGAGUGACACUACACAGCGCAUGCAAAAAUGGGGACCUGGUGGAGUUUCAGCGACUGCUUAAGACAGCGACAAGUGAGGAUCUGGAGGCCAUGGACAACUGUGGGCGCACGCCGCUGCUGCUUGCAGUCGCGGGCCUAAAGCAUCUGCACAAGCAUCAAGAGCUGGACGCAAACCCCAACGAUCUCCAUGGCGUUUUGUGUCGAGAUGAGAAAAAUACUAUCAUUUCAUUGACAGCAGAGGGACACGAGCAGGAUCAAGAGUCGAAUCUAGAGGCUAAUGGUGGGACAGAUAGCAGCUAUAGCGAGACUGUGGACGAGAUGAGGGAUAACGCAAACAUGGGACUUUUGCCCAAGGAAUUGGAGAUUCUACGUUUGCUGCUGCAACGUCGGGUCAACGUGGAUCACAAGGACGAAAAUGACUGGACGGCGCUGCACCACGGGUGCUUCGUUCAGAACGCAGUGGCCAUCAAGAUGCUGAUUCACGCCGGAGCACAACCAAUGAGAGAUAGUUACGGGUUGCUCCCACAGGAUUUAUUGCAAAGAGGACAUAUGCCAGAUUGGGUGGCACAAGCUCAAGAAUUGAAAGAGUCGCUGGAUCAAAUGACGGCCAAUAGUGUCUACGCGAUGAAGCUGCUUGCAUUCCGACCUAGCGGGAUUGUACAGUUGGAUAUGGGUGGACAGGUCGAAAAGGGGUCGUUUGUUACGUUGGAAUACGACGUGCCGGAAACGCACUCUGUGAAGGAUUAUGUCCAAGUACUUAUUUCAGAAGAAGACUCGGCAGAGAUUAACACGGGACCUUUUCACUUUGUACCAGCUGGUGGGCACGGACAAAUAACGAUCAGUACAAAGGACAUCCCGUCAUCUAGUACAGUUCGCUUCGUGUAUGUGAAAAGCGAUAUCAACUCGAUGUGUAGAGAGGUGGUGGCGAGCGGCUGCAACGCUGUGGUACAGGCGUCGGUUGGCGAGAUUUUUCAGUACGAGUUGUUUGUGUACGACCGUGUGGUGGAAGUGGAAAGCGUUUUAGAGUUUGAAUUUGUUGAUCAACCAUUGAUCGUGCUGAAGCGUAUUGGUAUCGUCAUGGGCAAGGACAUCGAUUGGGUUACUAUCCGAUCGGAUAAUCAUAUCGUCGCAGUGAACGAUAUUCGCAUCGACACGAUGGAUUUUGCAAAGGCCGUGCGUGUGUUACAAGAGAACAAUGGCAGGCAAUGCACAAAAUUACUUAUGCAGAACUUCUCGGUCUGUGGUGAUUUUAUUCCGGAGAAAAUACUUGGCAUAGGUGUCAUUGGGAAGUACGCAUACUUGCAUCCGUUAGACGCAGGCCAGGAAAUGGAGGGUGAUGAGCAGACGCACGAAGCAUGGGUGCGCGAUAGCAACCGUAGUGACAAUGUGAAACGCAGCAGUAAAGUAGCUACCAACGAACAGUUGCGAGCGGAAAUGGUGAGUGCAUUACCGUCGGCAGUUCAGUUCUUUGACGAACCAUCACAAAAUUAUUUACCGCCCUCGGCAUCGUUGACCGUGUCUCAAGCGGAAGCUUUUGUACCAGUAAGUAAGACAAUUGCCGACGAUAAUGACGAUCCGGCCACAAUGAGCAAAGAAGAAAACGUUUCUUCAUUUUCAACCAUAGAAACGAUGGUGCCACUGCCCAACUCGCUGCAGCUUGUAGCCCAACUUCAACACGGCAUAUCAGUUAGCCACGCCAACAGAUGA